AUGGGCCGUGGAAGAAUAAGUAUGGAACUCAUUCAAAAUGAGAAGGCAAGAAAGACAACAUUUCAAAAGAGAAAGAAUGGAUUGAUGAAAAAAGUGAAUGAAUUUGCUAUUCUUUGUGAUGUUGAUGUUUGUGUAAUUCUCUAUGCUCCAAACUUUGAAGGUCCAGGAUAUGUUGGACCUGAAACAUGGCCUAAAGACCCAAAAGAGGUACAAAGAAUUCUUGAAAAGUACUAUAACACGACGAGCGAUAGGCGUCCUAAGAUCUACGAUGUUCAUGAAUAUUACAAAGAGAGAGUGAAAAAAGUUGAAUUCGAGAUUUCCAAAGUGCGCAAAGAUAGGUUAAAGCUCAUGUAUCCAACUUGGGAUGAGUCUUUCAAUUCUAUUGGAGGGGAAGACGUGAGGAUGCUUGCUAGAAUAUUGGAUGCUAGGCUUGAUGCUUGUAAUCUAAAGAUGAAUAUGCUAAAAGGAGAUUUUAAGGAAAAAGCAAUAGUUCAAGAACCACACAAGUUUGAUCAACUUAUGAACACUCCUUACAUUGCUUCAAAUUCAAGUAACUACUACCAUCUCAUGCAAAACAGCAUGUCUCAACCACAAAUUUACCCUCCAUUGAUGAAUAUUAAUGAUAAAAACCUAAACUCCUUAGGGUUUUUUCCAUUUCAAAUCGGGCAAAGCUCGCAAUCUUCUUCUAUGCUUACCAGUGCACAAGGUUGUUCGUAUCAGGUCGAACCUAUGGAGGGUAGAUAUAUGCAACCUUAUCCAUAUAAGAAAAUGGAUGCUAAUUGUAUGAAUUGGGGGAAUCAAGUUAGUGCUAAUGUUACUUAUGAUCCAAGUAUCGGCACGAUGAAGAAUAAUGAAGCUGAAAAUAAUGAAAACUUGUUACCAUACUAUUACAAUGGAAAUCCAAUGCAAUCAUAUCCUAUUGCUAUGCAUACUCUUCCUUAUCAGAAACAUCCAAACCUACCUCAUGGAUAUCAACUUAAUGGAUACUAUGAUAUAGAUUUUCUUCAAGGUCAUCAUAUGUUUAACUACAUGGAUGGAAGGAAGUAG
This is a messenger RNA of Vicia faba (fava bean), 1047 nucleotides long. Lineage: Eukaryota; Viridiplantae; Streptophyta; Magnoliopsida; Fabales; Fabaceae. The record is from the annotation of a GenBank genome assembly.